Molecule: messenger RNA, 1233 nt
Organism: Clonostachys rhizophaga
Lineage: Eukaryota; Fungi; Ascomycota; Sordariomycetes; Hypocreales; Bionectriaceae
Source: the annotation of a GenBank genome assembly
AUGUCUCCGGGCGGUGCCUUGAUGGGCUGCCGCACUCCAACCCAUCGCCCGCUCCCUUCGGCAGACAAGGAGAAUCAGCAGGCCUUGCGGGAGGCACUCGAGAGCCAGCAGCAGUACUAUCUAUUCCAGCUCCAGCAGCUGGCUCGUGGCAUCGAGCAGUUGCAGCGGCAGUACAGGCACACGCACCGGAUUCUACGAUCAUCGAUUCGCAUUUCACAAUCUCAGAUCAUUGCUAACGAUUCUUUAGCCAUGCCUCAGUCUAGAUUGAGCAUGCCAGAGCUCUCCGACGACUCGGGCUCCGAGCCAGACCUCAGUGUCCUUGCCAUGACCCGGCCAGGCCCCCCGGGAAUGGAACGGCUUCAUUUGCCGCCAUAUGAUAUCUCUCAUGAUCACUUGCAGGAGGAUGACACAAGCCUGGUGGAGGGGGAUGUUGACGACAUGGAGGGUGGGGACCACACAGAAGAGUUGGAAGGGGCUGAGGGGGGAGAAGAAGAAGAUGUAGAGGACGAGGAAGGAGAUGAGGAUGAGGACGAGGAUUACGUUCCUUUGGUUGACCCUGCCACGCUUGGCCUCAAGGAGAUCUCCAACCUGGGCAAGUUCACCGUCAGCAGUCACAAGCAAGGGAACGGGGUCGACGAGCUGCGCAGCGAUGAUCUGGGUCAAUAUUGGCAGUCUGAUGGGCCGCAGCCUCAUAAGCUUACAGUCUACUUCGUGAAGCGGGUGGGGAUCCGCGAUCUUCGCUUCUACGUGAACUACAACGAGGACGAGUCGUAUACUCCUACUAAGAUUAUCUUCAAGUCCGGGACCAGCGAAAACAACCUGAUAGAGUUCGCGCAGAUGACGCUGGAGACCCCGGUGGGCUGGCAGCAGGUUUCACUCAGUGGAGCGGGCGGCGACCCGGAUGGCAAUACCCUUGUGUCGUAUGUGCUCCAGAUGCAGAUUCUCGAGAACCACCAGAACGGCAAGGAUACGCACCUGAGAGGCAUCAAGAUAUACGCCUUUGAUAUGGAUUCGGGGCAGGCGCAGGGGCGGGAGAACAACCCCAUAGCCGACAUGGUGGAGUUCUUGGACGUUGGCGGCCCUGCGGCCGCUUCGGUUGCGCCCUCUGCCGGGCAGGAUGACACAAGUCAACGGCUGAGCGGCCUCGCGAGGAGAUUGGCCGAUACGAGGAUAGAGAGCGGCGAGGCGGGACUCUCCAUUCCUGACUUCAUGCGGGACCCUGAAAUUAGAUAA